AUGCCAUCUUAUUUAAGUGAUCGAGUCGACUACCAUUACACAGAUGCGAGGAGCGGAAAAACGGCAUAUGGAGAAGUGAUGCGAAUCGACAGUCGUCCCGGGGAAGAUAUGUUUGAGCUAUCUGGCUCGGCCAGGGUCCCAACGCUUUCACACAGCCCUCAUAGUUCUGAGAUUGCCAAGCCUCGGGACUUUCCACAGGCAAGAUGCUUCUGUUAA
This is a messenger RNA of Protopolystoma xenopodis, 216 nucleotides long. The record is from the annotation of a GenBank genome assembly. Lineage: Eukaryota; Metazoa; Platyhelminthes; Monogenea; Polystomatidea; Polystomatidae.